This is a messenger RNA of Trichomonas vaginalis G3, 1983 nucleotides long. Its product is annotated as microtubule motor protein. The transcript has a single exon. Bases 1 to 1983 code for a protein of 660 amino acids. Gene Ontology annotation, molecular function: microtubule binding; ATP hydrolysis activity; ATP binding. Gene Ontology annotation, cellular component: microtubule; kinesin complex. Gene Ontology annotation, biological process: microtubule-based movement. The record is from RefSeq and is a predicted model, not a curated record. NCBI's taxonomy places the organism in Eukaryota, Parabasalia, Trichomonadida, Trichomonadidae.
AUGAGUAAAGAAUGCAUUCAAGUUUUUGCAAGAGUUCGCCCAUGCGGAGACCCUGCAAAUGACUUUAAUGGUGUUGCUAUCGAUGAGCUUGAUGGGCAUAGUCUCCGUUUCAACUUACCUCCAGGAGUUUCAUCUGGAGUUCCAGCCACACACCAUUUCAACUUCUCUGGUAUAUUCUGGAAGGAUAGCGAGCAGACUCAGAUAUUCGAUGUUGUUGGCAGACCUUUACUCGAACACGCUUUGAAUGGAUACAAUGCAACUCUUUUCGCUUAUGGCCAAACUGGCUCAGGCAAGACAUUUACCAUUAUAGGCGAUGGCACAAGAGAAAACGCAGGCAUUGUUCCACGCGCUAUUGAAGUCGUUUACGAGAAAAAGAAACAACCAGAUUAUCAAAACCUCGAAAUUCAAAUAUCAUACUUAGAAAUAUACAACAACGUAGCAUAUGACCUUCUUACUGCUUCUCCGAACAAGCAAAUGAACAAAUUAGAGGAUUUAACAAAAGUUACAUUCGUUGAAAAAGGAAAUAAGACAUUAUUCAAAGAUUUACUGACAGAGAAAUCUCCUACAUUCGAGAGUGCCCAUAAACUCUUCUGGCUUGGCGAAACUGCGAGACAAAAAGCCGCAACAGUUAAUAACAAAUAUUCAUCACGUAGCCACACGAUCUUUACAUUCCAUUUCACUCUCGAGACAGAUACAAGGAAGCUCAAAUCCCAAAUCAACUUCGUUGACUUAGCCGGUUCCGAAAAAUUUGGUUCAUUAGAAGGCGAAGUCGAUCAAAGGAAGCGAGAAGCACGAGCCAUCAAUAUGUCAUUACACAACCUACAGCAAGUCAUUAUUGGCCUAAACGAGAAGAGAUCUCAUAUUCCAUUCCGAGAUUCCGUUUUAACAAGGUUUUUGAAGGACUCCCUCAUCGGCAAUGUCAAGACCUCCAUGAUUGCCACCAUCUCUACCAACAAAAACCACAUUCCCGAGUCAAUUUCCACCUGCAGAUUUGGCGAAUCUGUUGCGGAGAUCCAGACAAAGACAUCUAUCAACGAAAUGGAGAUGUCUCCCAAAGAAGUCAUCGAGAGAUUACGAUCCGAAGUCGCCAGGCUAAGGGAAGAACUCGCAUCAGUCAGAUUUGGCGGUUCUACAAGCAGCGACAACCUUUCUGCGCCAACAAGUCUUCUUUCCAGCCGCGGCCGAUUAAGUGCAGACGAAUCCAAAGAGCUGAAAGAGAGGGUUGACGCAUAUCUCAACGAUGACAAACAAACUCUUGAGCUUUCCAACAUGAGACAAGCCAAUUUCUGUCUGGAUUACAUGAAAGAGAUCAUCAAGAAGAACUAUUCAUCAUCAUUACAAGUUUCUGCACUUGCACAGAAGCUGAAAGACUCAGAACUGAAAGUUACGAGGCUUGUCAACAUGAUGAAAGAGAGACAGAAGAGCAGAGAUGCAGGGGAAAGCGGGAUAUCAAGAGAAGCUGCUUUCAUUCAGUUCCGAAACACUCAUGAGAAGUAUCAAGAGGAGUUAUCAAUCCACGAACAGUUGAAAGAUGUGUUGAAACAGGCAGAAGCAUUGGGAGACAGAGCAAAACAACUGAGGACACAAAUGGACCUUCUUCACAACGAAAUAUCGAAUUUGGAAGAGGAAGACGAAGAAGUUUCAUCAGAACUAAAUAACGCAGAAGGAAUAGAAACAAAUGAAUUGCAGGCGAAACUGGAAAGAGUUCAGAAUCUUGCUGUUGAUAAAGAAGUAGAAUUGGAAGAAAUAACUUCUGAGUUUAAUGAAACUGUUGAAAAAAUUGGAAAGUCUAAGGAAUUGGUUGCAAAACUGCAGAAAGAUAUAAAACAAGUGAGAGAAAUUGUUCAGAAUGAUUUUAAGGAAUUUUGGGAAAAAACUAUUCUUGGAUACACAAAUAAAGAAGAACCUGGAACACCUUCAACACCUAGAAAGAUUCCGCACGCAAAAUAUAACUCACUUAGACCUUUGACUCCUUCAAAAUAA